Messenger RNA from Clunio marinus, 210 nucleotides. Lineage: Eukaryota; Metazoa; Arthropoda; Insecta; Diptera; Chironomidae. The record is from the annotation of a GenBank genome assembly.
AUGAACAAGAGAUUAGCAUUUAAUGUUGUCACAUUGUGCUCACAUAUGAUCGUGAAAGAAACAUGUGAAUUCUUCAACUUUGAAGCGACCAUAAAUAAAGAAAGAUUGAAGGUCGAAAAUAUUUAUUGUGAUAAGAUCUAUUUAACAGUAGUAGGUAGUUUAUUGAGAAGCAGAAUGAAUAAAGAACGUCUUCUCGAGUCUUCUUUAUAA